CCCAGGCCCUUGGAGACAUUGAUUCAAGUAGUCUGCACGCUUAUCUCUUUUACACAAACCUGGAACUAUCCAUGAACACUUCAAGAACAUUGCAAGAAAUUCUGUUAUACUCAUAACUGUUAAGAUAGAUGCACAUCUUCUUCCUGCUGUUCCCCUUGGUGACGUUUGAAACUAAAUUCGUCUGUUUCACUUUUUUAUUACCUAGAUAUCAAUGAAUGUGAUAACGACACGAACGAUUGUCACGUGAACGCAAAUUGUACAAACACCCUAGGAUCCUUUAACUGUACUUGCAAGGCGGGAUAUAUUGGAGAUGGAAACAAAUGUUCAGCUGUGGCCGGAUCCUGCAAGGAGCUACUUGACCUGAACCUAUCUUCGGGUAAUAAAGCCUACCCACUAAAGCUGGGAUCAUCAAUUGAACUUGAUGUCUACUGUCACAUGGCUAAUGAUCUUGGUGCAUGUGGAGGUAGCGGAUGGACGCUGGUUAUGAAAAUUGACGGUAAUAAGGAAACCUUCCACUAUGAUUCAAGCCUUUGGAGCAACAAAAAGACCCAUAAUACUGAAGGAGGGAAGACUGGUUUUGACAUGCAAGAGGCCAAGCUACCAACCUACUGGAACAUGUCGUUCUCCAAGAUCUGUCUUGGCAUGAAGAUCCCUGGACAGGAAACCACCAAUUUUAUCUCGAUUAACAAAAAGGCUGACUCGCUGUACUCACUCAUCGCUGACGGGCAGUUCCGCGCCACAUCACUGGGCCGCAACAGGUGGAAAGCGCUACUUGGUUCAAAAGAUACCUUGCAGCUCCACUGUAACAGGGAGGGCUUUAAUGCAUACUGUGGCUAUCCCAAGGCAAGAAUCGGUAUUCUUGGUAACAACGAAAACGACUGCAACACCUGUGACUCUUUCAUUGGGUUUGGUACCAAAGACUCAACAAAAAGUGGCCCGUGUGGAGAUAGGCACAUCAAAGUCAUGGGUUAUAUCUUGAUUCAGUGACACCCGCGUAUUGCUUAUUUUGCAUUCGUGCGGGACAUGUUCAUAAGAAAAAGCUGAAAGUACUAGUGUUUGCUUUGUAAUCAGACCUUCAUUAAAUAAUCAGAAUAUGUGGUAACCCGAAACUUAUGUACAAUGCUGGAACCGCUGAUCUGUACUUCCCUGCAUUACAUAGAGCGCUUUUAAAUUAAGCGUCGUUAAACCAAAACCAAACCAAUAAGUUACCAAUGAUAGGCACAAUUAGUUAGUAUACUUUGGCAGUACUCGCCUAACUUAUAAUUACUUUGAAUUGUUUUGAAAAUAAGAGCCGAAGAGAAGGGGUCGGCAAAACUUCUAUUAAAAUAUAAUCAAUAUGAAAAUAUGAUCAACACGUAUGACAGUGUAUUCCUUUCAAAUUUGGUUUACCUCUCUCAAGACCUUUUUAUGCAAAAAAGGAUGAACAAAAAAAUUAAAAAAGAAAAUUUAUUGCAUACUCAUAAAGCUAUUUCUGCUAUGACUCAGCUUGAAGCUUUGAGUUCCAAAGAUGAUUAAUUAAAAAUCAUUUUAGUUUUAAGUCACGUGGACGGUAAGAUAUGCGAAGGAAAUAAUUAUGGUUGGAAAAUAUGGUCCUUGCAGAUAUGUGAAGAUUACAGUGUUAACAAAUUACGUACAUAGCCAGCAUCUCGAUCUAGUUUCUUUAAACUUGUCAGCAAAAGUACCUAAUUAUUACUAAACAGGCUGCUAGCAAAAGUUAAUGUCAGUUAGAAGCAAAAUGGUUCCCUGGCUGCCAAGGAAAAUGGCUUAAAUGCAUCCCAUUGAAAAAUUUCUCAGUAAAGGAUAUUAAGAAAGCUCAGACAAAAUCGUUGCAUAAGAUAUUUAGAGCUAAUAAGAAACGAGAUACGAAAGCGGAGUCGACUUUAAAAUCACGCGUAUGAUUUCAGACCAAAUUGCGCUCCACUCAUUUGAACUACCAUGUUAAUUAAACUUUUUGAAAUUAUGGCUAGAGGUGUUAUUUUACAACCCGAGAGGUACCAAACCAAGAUCAACACAGUCAUUUUCACGCAAGGCGUUCACGUAGAGGAGUUAUUCACCAGCAACGACAUUGUAACUCAUUAUUAAAUUUAAACCGGUGAUGGAAUUUUAAUCUCUAACAGUGCUCUACUUCUCAUUCCCUUUCUCUGUUGCAAUCUGUUUCACCCUAAAUAAACCGGCCUUCUUCCUUAAACGAGUGAAUGCCCCUUUGAUGUGUAACCUUUUAAAACACGCUAUUUAUAAGAAUUGAUAAAAGAGAAGCAAGAAAAAGUUAUUGCUGCAGCCAUCAAACGAAAAAUUAACGGACUAAUCCUAUUUUGUUUACCAAAAGUUGAAUGCGAGUUCGAAUGCUUAAAGAACGACAACAUUUCCGUCGACGUCUUUGUCUAUCUCGUCCUGUUGCACGGGGUCAUCACUAUGGGUCUCAUCGGAUCUGCUGGCUGCAGCAUGGUCUUCUUUUCCCUCCUCAUGAUCAGGGACAGGCUGUGAACCAAGAACGACGACAUCGUCAGCUGAGUCACUCUCGACUUCUUUCCUUUCAAGUUCUUUGGACGUCGUUGGUUUUUCUUCAUCAAUGUUUCUAACACUUCCUAAAUUAACAGGUGGGCGACUGGCGAUGACAUGCAGAUCUGCACUUGUCGACGGACGUUGCUCUUCGAUUUCCUUGUCAGGUACAUUUUGGAAUGUACGAGUAGGUUUGUCACUUUCCA
Messenger RNA from Orbicella faveolata, 2705 nucleotides. Its product is annotated as putative skeletal organic matrix protein 5. Lineage: Eukaryota; Metazoa; Cnidaria; Anthozoa; Scleractinia; Merulinidae. Gene Ontology annotation, molecular function: calcium ion binding. The record is from RefSeq and is a predicted model, not a curated record.